Plectropomus leopardus (leopard coralgrouper) is the source of this 1696-nucleotide messenger RNA. RefSeq names its product plasminogen activator, urokinase a (gene plaua). Lineage: Eukaryota; Metazoa; Chordata; Actinopteri; Perciformes; Serranidae. Gene Ontology annotation, molecular function: serine-type endopeptidase activity. Gene Ontology annotation, biological process: regulation of cell adhesion mediated by integrin; plasminogen activation. The record is from RefSeq and is a predicted model, not a curated record.
GCAGCGUGAGUGUCAGAGAGCCUGCCACAACACAAGUGCAUAUCAGAGGAUACAGAGAGCAGAUUACAGUUGCUUCAGCUGGAAGACAUAACAAAGAGCUUCAUCGGGAUUGCAAGUUUGGACAGAAAGUCCACCGUCCUACAAAAAUAUCCCAGAUAAGGAGAAGUGAAACCAGAAAUGAAGAUGAACCUGUUAGUCAUCCUCGCCAUCUUAGCAGCAUUCAGCGUUGAUGUGGCUUUUUCACGAAGAAGGUCUAAAGAGCAAUGGUCACUGAAACCCCGGCACUCUAAUAGGGAAAUGUGUCUGUCUGGGGACGGGAGCAGUUACAGGGGAUUUGUGUCUGAGUCGACACGCGGCCGCAGAUGUCUUAACUGGAACUGGUUUACAAUCCCUUCAGGAGCUUCAAAGGGUCUUGGUGACCACAAUUACUGCAGGAACCCUGACCAGAGCAUAAUGCCAUGGUGCCGUGUCCAAAGAGGACGGAGGAUUGUGAGAGAAUUCUGCAGCAUUCCCAAAUGUUCAACAACUUCAGUGAAACCUCCACCAGCUGUGGAUACAGAACUGACAUGCGGUGAGAGGACCAAGCAGAGGAUGAACAAAAUUGUGGGUGGUUCUUUCACACCCAUAGAUUCACACCCUUGGGUGGCUGCUCUCUUUCAUCAGCGCCACGGUUUCCUCUGUGGUGGCUCUCUAAUCGCACCAUGCUGGGUUCUCACGGCUGCACACUGCUUCCCUGAUGGUGAGACGACAAACAUCCAGCGCUUGUCUAUAUACCUGGGGAAGACUGCCAUCAAUGAAACAGAUGCUGACAGGGAGCAGAGCUUCACUGUUGAAGAACUCAUCAUCCAUCAAAAAUUCAAUGAGUCCAACUUCAACAAUGACAUAGCACUGGUGAAGAUCAAAAGCAGAAAAGGAGGAUGUGCGGUGAGGUCAGCGUCUGCCCGGACAGUGUGUCUCCCUCCAUCUCACACUCAGCUUCCUGCAGGAUUUCAGUGCAGCAUCGCAGGAUUUGGGAGGGAGAGAUACUCGGCAUGGUAUUACUCACAGUACCUAAAACAAGCCGAGGUGAAGCUGCUCUCUCAGACUGAAUGCGCGAGUGAAUCAUAUUAUGGAAAUCUCAUCACGCAGAACAUGUUCUGUGCUGGGAGCCCUGACUGGAGCACUGAUGCCUGCAAGGGUGACUCUGGGGGUCCUUUGGUGUGUGAAAUGUCAGGUCGGAUGUUCCUGUUCGGGGUGGUGAGCUGGGGUGAGGGCUGCGCUGAUAGGAACAAACCAGGGGUUUACACACAAGUCACCAACUACAACAAGUGGAUUGCAGCAAAAACAGGACUCUCCAAAUUCACCAAAGGAUCCAUGUAUCCCACAAAAUGAAAAUGUGGUAGAAAGCUAUCUUAAAGGAUGGUUUGGCAGUAGUUUUGUAGCUUAUGUGCAUUGCUGUGAAUGUGCAUUGUAAAUAGUUUUGCACAUUGAAGAUUUACUCAUUUCUAAGUGAAGUGUAUUUUUUGCUGUAUAUUAUGUUUAAUAAUUUUGUAUUAUUGGAUUGAUUAUUCAUACUAAGAGUAGGGAUUUUUUUUUUAAACAAGCUAUGAAAAAGAUGUUUAUUUAUCUAAUUUAAUUUAAUAAGUAUUUCCUCUUGUAGAGGGCUGGCCCCGCUGUUAAGCAAUUUUUAUAAUAAAUAAAGUAUUUCCAAAUCAUA